Tribolium madens (black flour beetle) is the source of this 3140-nucleotide messenger RNA. It is a transcript of the gene Usp15-31, whose product is annotated as ubiquitin carboxyl-terminal hydrolase 43. NCBI's taxonomy places the organism in Eukaryota, Metazoa, Arthropoda, Insecta, Coleoptera, Tenebrionidae. Gene Ontology annotation, molecular function: cysteine-type deubiquitinase activity. Gene Ontology annotation, biological process: protein deubiquitination. The transcript is spliced from 6 exons. The record is from RefSeq and is a predicted model, not a curated record. The coding region runs from base 123 to 2765 and encodes 880 amino acids.
CCACGCUUGUUCUCAACUUUUGACAAAUGGCUGACAUUUGACAAGUGUCUUCUCGCGCGUCUUGUGAUAAGUGUGUCUCGUAAUGUCCUCGGUGCAAAGUCACCCUUUCCGAUGAUGUGAUUAUGUGCGAAACUCCCCCACUUGUGAUAAAAUCAACAUCAGCUGGCGACCUACUCAACAACACGAUGACACUCCUCCCCGACUCCCCCAUUCAGCAAUCCGUCGAACUCUCCAAACUCAAACGGACCUUCACCCUGCCUCGAAACCCCUUCAACACCGCAAAACGGCGCCCCAAGGAGUCCGACCCCGACGACAAGCGAGUCUUCAGACGGCCGUCCAUCCGCAAAUUCAUCAACAAAAUCGCCCAGCACAUCGGGGGCGUCCCCGUCAUCAACGGCGACUCGCGCGUGCCGCCUGUGGGGCUCCAGACGUGGGGCCCCGACGACACGCCCGGCGUCACAGGCCUCAAAAACCACGGGAAUACGUGCUUUAUCAACGCUGUGCUGCAAUGCAUCUCGCAUACGGACGUCCUGGCAGAGUAUUUCGUUCUAGAUCGGUACAAAAUUGACCUUUCGAGACGGAAUAAACUCAAUUCGAAGAAGUUCGGGACGAAGGGCGAGAUUACGGAACAGUUGGCUUUGCUUUUGAAGGCGUUGUGGGCCUGUCAGUACAGCCCCGAGCUCAGCACCAGCUUCAAGCAAGUGGUGGAAAGACAUGGGAGUCAGUACAAGGGCAAUCAGCAACACGACGCCCUCGAGUUCUUACAGUGGCUGUUGGAUAAGGUGCACGAGGACCUUAAUACGGCUUCCAAGAAGAAGUAUAAGUUGAUUAAGACUUCCGGCCGCUCGGACGAGGUAAUCGCCGCCGAAACCCUCGAGAAUUACAAACGAUGCAACAAUUCAUUCAUCCAGGGGGUAUUCCAGGCCCAAUACCGGUCAUCGUUGAGUUGUUCUCGUUGCCGCACCCAAUCCAACACCUUCGAUCCGUUCCAAUGUAUCUCCGUGCAAUUGCCCCAAUUCAGCAAACAAUCGAUCUAUGUCACGGUGUUGUAUACGUCGCAGCAACCGAGACAGGUCCAAAUCGGUUUGAGUUUACCAUCGGGAGCUACCGUUUCGGAAUUGAGGGAUAUCCUCGAAUCGGACACGUCCAUCGAACGUGCCAAUAUGUUAAUCACCGAGAUUGGGGAGGCGGGAUUUUUGAGAACUUUUACCGAUACGCAAUCGGUGAAUAUUAUAAGUGAAAUUGAUCCGAUUUAUUGCAUCGAAGUGGCGCAAUUGAAGGAUUUGGAAGAGGAUACGACGAGUGCUUAUAUUUUGUUGUGUUGGAUUAAUGUGGUUCAAGAGGGGGAUGGGUUCAAGAGGUUCGGCAGCCCCUAUACGAUGCAAGUCUCCCGCGAAACCUCCUACGAGGACCUCCAGAAACUCCUCCUCAAAGAGAUGGCCCCCAUCCUCCACGACGACAUUCUCACGUCGUCUCAACCGAAGGGUGUUUUCAAAAUACGCAUUUCGGAUCCCGCUUGUAACGAUAACGAGCCUCCUUGUUACCUCGAACCUGAGCUCGAGCAUCCACUUUUUAUGGAGGAUGUUGAUCAAGCAUUAGCUUUAUGUAGCGAAGAAGGUGGGCCCCCACAUGUCAAACUUGUCAUCGAGUUUUCACAGAGUGCCAAAAAUGCGAUAAUUGCUGAUGAUAGUGAUGUUAUUGAGGAACAUUCGUCGGUAAAACAAUUGAAAACGCAAGCGUUACAAGGGGGCGCACCUUUGACUUUGGAGGAAUGUUUGACGGAUUAUACCGAAGCGGAGACUUUGACGGAUGCGUGGAGGUGCCCCCAUUGUCAGCAGUACCAACCUGUGGUGAAAACAUUAGAUUUGUGGUCGUUGCCUGAUAUUUUAGUCGUGCAUUUUAAACGGUUUCGACAGCAAACUUUACGGGGCUGUAGUAGCGCCAAAUUGACAACUAUGGUCGAUUUUCCGGUUUAUAAUCUCGAUAUGAGCCCCCAUUUGGCAAACAAGGGCCAAAAUAUCGCCGAUGACCAGAUGAUAAUGACCAAUGGGUGGAGUCCGUUUAAACGUACGCGGAAACAAUCGAACGCCAACGACAAUAUGUACGACCUUUAUGGUAUUUGCUACCAUCAUGGUAGUGAUAUCGAAACCGGUCAUUAUACCGCCGCCUGUAAAAACCCCUAUGACAGUCAGUGGUACCUCUACGACGACGCAAAAGUCACCAACUUGUCGAAACAAACUGACGACAUCAGCGCCCUCUUAGUCAACAACAGCGCUUAUAUUUUGUUUUACCAACGUCGUAAUGUUGGUUCGAGUACCAGCAGUGCGGCUAGUACCAGUUCGGUGGGUUCCUCAACCGACCAUUGGGUGUCUCGAAUGCCCAAAUUCGUUCCACCAAAAAACAUCAAAAUCGAAAAGAAACCGAAAGUAGACGAUGAGACGAAGACUAGCGACGAAGUCGCGUUACGUAAUUCGCAGAAUAAGCUCGACAGUGCUGCCAAUCCACGAAAGUCUCUAGACAAGUCGACUAGUACCGAGGAGGUCAAGUUGUAUACGACGAGUAUUUAUAUUAAUUCGUGUGGGGACAUGGACAAGGAGGUGUCAGAGGGUGAGGUCAAGGUCACAAUGACUGAGCCAGAGGUCAGGAAAGUGUACACAACGACGGCGGCUGUGCACCGGUACUCGGAUAAUGUGUCAAGGACGAAGCUCAAUUGGAUGUCGCCACAGCCUGUACGGAAAUUGAACCAAUCGCAACAGUCGGUUUGAAUGUUGGUUUUGUAUAUAAGCACUAAGUAGUUGCCUUUGUUAAGUGGGUUUUAAUCAGAUAUUUAAGAGAUUUGUUUUAUUUUUUAAUAUUUUAUUUACCGUUUAAGUAAAUAUUUAUUUUUUGUGAGGGUAUUUAUUACCGUUUUUGUUAGUGGUGAUAUUAACUGAACUUGUGUAACCAUGCAAUUAAUCACCGACAAUAAGUUUUCAGUUUUUUCGAUGGCUUUAUUUUGUUGUUUUUUGUUAAAUUACUAGUCAUCAAUGAAAUACCAAAUAAAAAGUAUUUCCACUUAUUAUAGGAUUAAAAUAGUAGCAGUCGGUACUGUAACGUGUAACGUGCCUUAAAUUGGAAUAAACAUUAUUACCCUUUGUUUA